Molecule: messenger RNA, 516 nt
Organism: Lactuca saligna
Lineage: Eukaryota; Viridiplantae; Streptophyta; Magnoliopsida; Asterales; Asteraceae
Source: the annotation of a GenBank genome assembly
AUGGCUAGACUUGAGGAUGAGUUCCGUAACAUAAUCAUCUCCCAUGCUAGUCCCGUUGAGACAGAGACACUUACUGAGUUGAUGUCAUCAAAUCACUUGACUCCUAGAACCAGCACCUCCAUUAGCGAGUUUCCAGGAAACGAAGAUUACAGCAGCCGAGAUGUGUGCUUCAAAAAGCUUCGAGUUGAGAAAUUAAGCACCAGUUAUUUCCAAAGGAUGGAAUGGGAGGCUUUGAAUACGAAGAUUGGGACGUGGAUGUGUGCAACGAAAAUGUGCGUUAGGGUUUUGUUCGCAAGAGAGAAGAGACUCUUCGAGCACAUCUUCGAAGGUCUAGGAACAGCGACAAAUGAUGCAUGUUUCAUGGAAACCGUUAAAGCCGAAUCAUUUAGAGUUCAAGCGAUGGAGAUUCUCUCGAGGCUAGCAGAAGCAGCUAGAGGAAUGAUAAACGAGUUCGAAAACGCAAUUCUUCGCGAGGCUUCUAAAUUUCCCUUCCCCGGAGGAACGAUUGAUCCAUGA